Molecule: messenger RNA, 4447 nt
Organism: Lepisosteus oculatus (spotted gar)
Lineage: Eukaryota; Metazoa; Chordata; Actinopteri; Semionotiformes; Lepisosteidae
Source: RefSeq, a predicted model, not a curated record
CUUCCCCGCAGAGAGGCGGUAGUUUCUGUGCGGGGUCGUGCCUCGAAGCGCGACGUUCAGAGGAAAAGCCGCUCGGGUCCCUGGUGCACAGGUGGCGCGGCGUGGAUUGACGUUCACCCUUGUUCCCCCAGCCACGUUAAACGAAGGGCUCCCUCGCAGUGUGAAAUAGCACUUCGCCAUGUUUGAAUCAAAGCAGGCCGUGGAGCGCCCCUCGGGUACACACAGCCGCAGCGUGUUCACCAGACUCGCGGCGGGGGGAGGGGGGUGUACUCGGGCCACAGAGUCUGCCAGCCGCCGCCGCCGAGCCAGUCAAUGAAUCCCUGGGCGUGAGAGGGGGGCCCUCGCUCACUAGACGCGCUGCGUCACUGCAGGCGAGCGAUCCCGGCGCUGGGGGGCGCUGCGAGACCGGCCGCCGGCGGCGCGUCUCUCCGUGGUGACCCCGGCAGGAGGAGCGUCCGCGGCGGUCGGCGAAUAGGAGGAGGAGCCGGGGAGAGCGAGAGAGGCAGGCGGCGAGAGAAGGCUGCUGGAAAUGGGGAGAGAGAGAAGGGCGAUCGGGGGGGACUCGCUCGUCUGACUGAAGAGCCACGAGUGCGAGUGGGAGAGAGAGGGGCGAAGCAGAGGACAAAAGACGGAGCAGAAGAGGCAGGAGGGAGAGGGAGAGGCCGGCCUGCACGGGCGCAGGAAUGAGAAGCUCGCUGUAGAGGAGAGGUAUUCCAGUAUGAGUCGAGGCGGAUGGAGGAAGAGAGCCGGGGAAGAAGAUGGCUGGGGCGGCAGGGGUGGGUACAUGGCUGCCAAGGUCUGCAAGCUGGAGGAGCAGUUCAAGGCCGACGCGCCGAAGCAGCAGCAGCAGCAGGAGGGAAGCUGCUCCAGUAUCUUCAGAGGAGUGGCCAUCUAUGUCAACGGGUACACAGACCCGACGGCGGACGAGCUCCGGAGGCUGAUGAUGCUCCACGGAGGCCAGUUCCACGUGUACUACUCCCGGUCCAAGACGACGCACAUCAUCGCCACCAAACUGCCCCACAGCAAGAUCAAGGAGCUCAAGGGGGAGAAGGUGGUGCGUCCCGAAUGGAUCACGGACAGCAUAAAGGCGGGACAUCUCCUCUCGCACAUCCAGUAUCAGCUGUAUGCCAAGCAGAAAGGCCUGAGCUUCAGCAGCGCUGUGAAAGUGAUGGAGUGCGUGGCCGAUCCCGGCGGCUCGCGCAGGGAGCUGGAGAACAGGGUGAACGGGACGGCGAGGAGCGUGCCUGACCUGGUGCGGGACCUGAGGGUGAACGGGACAUGCGGCGAGCCGGCAGCCCAGCGCGGCCAGAGCCCGGCGGAGCAGCCCAGGGACACGCCGGCUCUCGCCAACGGCCACGCCGGAUGCCACGUGCCCAACGGUGCCUUAAAACCCCCGGAGCCGGGUCUGCCGCCAGGCUCGCCUGCGCCCCCGCGCCCCCGCCCUGCGGACUGCAACGCCGAUUUCAGAGACGCCUGGGGGGAGCCGAGCGACCCCAGGCAGCCCGCUCCUUGGCACGGCGGUGUCAGGCUUAACGGCACGUGGCACCCCGCGGUGCAGGAGUCUUCGCGGCCCAGAAGCACGUCCGAGGCCUCGCCGGGCGGCACGGCCGCCGCCCCUGGGGCUGCGCACAGGCCGACAGAGCCCGGCUUCAUCUCCGACUUCUACUCGCGCUCCAGGCUGCACCACAUAUCCACCUGGAAGAACGAGUUCACGGAGUUCGUCAACACGCUGCAGCGCAGCAGCCACGGCCUGCUUCCCGGGCGGGAGAAGCUCAGGCGGCAGAGGUCAGGGAGGAGCGCCGAUCCCGGGCGGGCAGCUGGCUCCAGCCCAGCGGCCCCUCCGAGGCGCCAGACCUGCAUUCUGCACGUGGAUAUGGACUGCUUCUUCGUGUCGGUGGGGAUACGCCACAGGCCCGACCUGAGAGGGAAGCCAGUGGCCGUCACCAGACAUGGUUUCUGUCUGCCCUUCUUCAGGCAGGCGGGGGUGAAGAAUGGGAUGUUUUUCGGUCAGGCCAAGCAGCUGUGCCCGGGCCUUCAGGCUGUGCCCUACGAUUUCCACGCCUACAAAGAGGUGGCGCUGGCCAUGUACGAGACCUUGGCAAGGUACCACCCUUUUCCCACCCCUCUGACUGCAGACCAAGGAGCAGGAGCUGCUUGCGCAUUCAGGAACAGAGCAAAUGUGGGCAGACACUCCGUUGAAGCCGAUACCCUGGCUCCUUUCGAGAAACAGCUGGAUGAGAUCCUCAGUUCAAAUAACUGCUGCGCCGAGCGAGCAAGUCACUUUUCCGCUGCAAACACUGACGAUCACACCUGCUCCGUACAGCUGCGUGUUCACAGACACACCGGUUCGAACAUUCUGCUGGCCAGAAUGGCGACCCGCAGGGCCAAGCCCAACGGGCAGUAUUACCUGAAGCCAGAGGAAGUGGAUGACUUCAUCAGAGACCAGCUGGUCACCACCCUGCCAGGUACCUGGGUCCGCACCCCAGUCCGGCCCUUCUGGCGGUCCUGUGGACUGACACGCCGCUCUGUUGUCGCCCAGCUGGAGGAGGCCGAGUCCUUCCUGCUGAACCUGGCCGGGGAGCUCCAGCGGCGGCUGCAGGCCGUGGGGGCGCGGGGCCGCCGCCUCACGCUCAAGGUCAUGGUGCGCAAGCCCGGUGCGCCGCUCGAACCCGCCAAGUUCGGGGGCCACGGCAUCUGUGACAACCUGGCCAGGACGGUAAACCUGGACCAGGCAACGGACAGCGCUAGGGUCCUGGGCUCCGAAGUCCUCAAGCUGUUCCACUCCAUGAAGCUGAAUGUGUCUGACAUGAGAGGGGUGGGAAUGCAGGUGCAGCAGCUGGUCCCGACUACCGCGGUGCCCUCAGACUCCUCGUGCCAGGCAACUCCACGCAGCCGCUCCAUCAAAGACAUGCUCCUGGCACACAGGGGCAAAUGGUGCUGGGGGCUGUGGGAAAUCAGUACGGAAUGCUCUACAGAGGUGUCUCUUCCCUGUGAGACAGUGAUGCCGCAUGCAGAGAUGUCCAGUAUAUGCCAUGUGGCUCUCUUCCUGCUCUUUCCAGAUGUGUUACCUGACAGCGCAGCCCUGGACGAAAGGACAGCCCCAGUCCGAGGACUGCCUCCCCCAUCCCCGACCCCAGAGCCCGAGCCAGGGACCAGCAAGUGGGAGCCCAUCCCCAGGUACAACGGGAGUCUUCACGCUACUCCCCUGGCCCGGACGCGACUGAACCUCAGCAUUGAGAUCCCGUCGCCAUCACAGAUCGACCGUUCGGUGCUGGAGGCGCUGCCCGCGGACAUGCGGGAGCAGGUGGAGCAGACGUACCGGAGCCGCGCCGAGGAAACGCCCGGCAGCACCGUGGCAGAGCCCCAGCACCUGGGCACCCUGGUCCUGCAGAUCCCGGAGCAGCUGGCACAGGGAGGUGCAGGGGGCAUCAUCGUGGCGCUGCCCGAUUUCUCACAGGUGGACCCCGAGGUGUUUGCUGCGCUGCCCCCCGACCUGCAGGAGGAGCUGCAGAUGGCGUAUGGCCAGAGACAGACCACCACCCAGGCUGUCGCAGUGGUGGCCAAGAACUCCCUCCUGCACCUGAAGCAGCCGGCGGUGAAGACCAAGAGGCGGAACAAGAAGAACCCAGCCAGCCUGGCCAAGAAGGGCCAGAGCCCCCUGAAGAGCAGGCUGCUCCACAGCCCGGCCAAAGGCAGUCCCCAGAAACUGCUCCCCGACCUGCUGAAGCACGAGAGCCCUGCCAAGGACAGGCUGAAGCUGGAGUCAGGCCCGUCCACAUCCUCCUUGAAGCCGGACCCCCAGGAACAGCUGUCCAAGCCGGUGGCCCGGCCGCAGCCCAGCCUGGCGGGUGCCAUUGAGCUGCCGGACAUCAAGGUGCUGCUGAGACAGUGGGUCACAACCAUCUCAGAUCCAAUGGAGGAAGACAUACUACAGGUUGUGAAGUAUUGCACUGACCUCAUAGAGGACAAAGAUUUGGAGAAACUAGACCUCGUCAUUAAGUACAUGAAAAGGCUAAUGCAGCAGUCCGUGGACUCCGUGUGGAAUAUGGCGUUUGAUUUCAUCCUGGACAAUGUUCAGGUCGUUGUUCAGCAGAUCUAUGGCAGCACACUAAAGAUCUCGUAGGAAAUUCUGUACCAUACUUGUAAAGAAAAGGGAAUUGAGAGCCUGGAGCUCAUUCUCUUUGCUGUGCCAUAAAUGCUUGUGAAGUAUUUGCAAAUAGCAUGGUAGUAAUUCUCUUUGAAAAAUGUUUUAUAUUGAAAAUAAAGGUGUUUUGUAAAUUUUUUCUUUUGCAAAAGUGCCAAAUUUGUCAGUAUUGCAUGUAAAUAAUGAAUCAAUCCUUCUCUUGUAGCAUAGAUCCUAUUUACAAAAUGGUUGUUUAUAAAGUUUUAUGGAUUUUUACAGUGCAGUGUUUACAGCUGUUUAAUAAAGAACUGUAUGUAUGUUUUU